This is a messenger RNA of Ornithodoros turicata, 2440 nucleotides long. Its product is annotated as protein bric-a-brac 2-like. Gene Ontology annotation, molecular function: protein binding. Gene Ontology annotation, cellular component: nucleus. Lineage: Eukaryota; Metazoa; Arthropoda; Arachnida; Ixodida; Argasidae. The record is from RefSeq and is a predicted model, not a curated record. The transcript is spliced from 4 exons. Bases 129 to 1313 code for a protein of 394 amino acids. Gene Ontology annotation, biological process: regulation of transcription by RNA polymerase II.
CCUUCUCCCGCUACCCCUCAGGAUGUUCAUUAGUGCUGGAGAAGCGAAGGCGACAGGUCGCACGUCUCCAUGCGGGGCAACGUAACGCCAGAUACUCAUCCUGAAUAGGUAGCCCACUCCAUAGCAAGAUGGGUUCGCAGCAGUUCUGCUUAAAAUGGAACAACCACCAGUCGAAUAUGCUGGCGGUGUUCGAGCAGCUGCUAUCGAAUGAAGCAUUUGUGGACGUCACGUUAGCCUGCGAGGGUCUGAGCUUGAAAGCGCACAAGAUGGUGCUCUCCGCGUGCAGUCCGUUCUUCCAGGCGCUCUUCGUGGAAAACCCUUGCAAGCAUCCCAUCGUCAUCCUUAAGGACACGCGGUACAUGGAUCUGAAGGCGAUCGUCGAGUUCAUGUACAGGGGAGAAGUGAAUGUGUCGCAAGAUCAACUCUCAGCACUGCUCAAGACGGCAGAGACUCUUAAAGUGAAAGGACUCGCGGAAGUGACGGGCGAGAACAAGCAGGGCGUAGUUCCCGUGGGGUCGACGAACGGUGAGACGCAAGGGACGCUAACGCCUCGAGCAAGUAGUCCGCCCUUAGGUAAACGAAAAAGGGGUCGACCGCGGAGACGAUCGGCGAGUGACUCUAACCGAAGUGACUCUGAGGACCAAUGUAGUGCAGCGACGAGGGUAAAGGGGGCUCCGGAAAGUCCGGAAAUCAUCGAGGAUGGAAGUUUGUCUAGUGAUCGCCUGGCGGUGCCUUCUCCAGCGAAGGUGGCUGCGACGAGUAGUAGGUCGUUACCCGCGGCGCCGUCCGAACCCUCGGCGGCAAAGGACACCGUAAGGGAGGACUCCAUGACGGUGGACGAUGCGACGGGGUCUCCGGACGACGUAGAGUUCGAAGUCGACGCCUCCAACCUCAUGGAACAGUCCAUGACGACGGAAAACGUUCGAGUGUUCUCUGAAAUCCAGUCAUCUACAAUACCUGACGCACCACAUCAUACAGGGUCAUCGCAAGACGCCACCUCAGUCAUUCCUGCCUCAUUGCCUUCAGACAUCUCCAUAUCUCAAACACAAGACAUCAAACCAAAUCCAUCUAGUUUAGUACCUUACAACGAUACCACAACCACCGUGGUUCCAACGCCUGUAGUUCCUUCUCAACAAGCGUCUACGUCAGCGGACGGAAGUUCGGGUGGUUCCUUCUUCAUGGAUUCCUCCGGUGUAGCUGCCAUCGCUGGCCCGAGUACGUAUCACUCGGACAAGCAGCCUUCCACGCCCUCUCAUGGUAAGCAUACCCACCGCGUUUCCACUUUGUGCGUUUUUUUUAGUUUGUCAUGGUAAGUUGUGAGCGCAAUUGUACUCGUGCUUUUGCGUUCCCAACUUUUCAAACCCGUAUCCGGUUUGAGAUAGGGUAAUAUGUUGUCCUGAACUCUGCUCCUUGCCUCUGUUUAUUAGGUAUAUUUGACGAGUGCAGGUUCGAAAUCUAAAUUUCGCUUGACAGCGGCGAGGUUGCAGUGUUCAUUUUCACGUAAUUUUCGUCUAAGGUUAGGGUUUCGAUGUAAUUGUAAUGUCACCUCUUGUAAUACACCGGAAGUAAAGGAUAUUUCUCCCCCUUUAAUAAUUAUCGAACCAGUCACUUGUUCACGUGUCUUGUGUGAGUUACUCAUCGGUACGCGAGCGCAGCAAGUCUCAAGAGGAUGCGUUCGAUUCCGCGCGGUUUUUUUUCCUGGUUCCUCUGCAAGCCUGGGCCAUCAUCCAAGACUUCGCGUUUCGUGCGUCCCUCAAGAAUUCGCGUCUCGGCUUUGGAAAAGUUCGCGACCUGCGAUCACUUCCAAGCCCGUCCGGCAUUCAUGGUCUGUCUUCCUCCGUCGUUGGAUUUUUCACAGUAUUUGGUGAGUAUAAUUUCCACCCCUCCCCCAUUUUUGUUUGGUGUUGUCCUGUUGGUUAGGGUGUGUUAGGGACCGUUAGGAAUGCUAUUGUCUGUAAUGCACUGUAUUUUGGAUUUUCAAUUAAAUCUGGGUUUGAGUGGGACGGCAUUUGUCUUAUUUCUGGUGUGUGCAAUGAUGCAAGCAGCGAGUGAGCUUUGAGUGAUUGAAUGCAUGUGAGAGUGAAAGCGUUCACAUGGACAUGGGGCUUGCAUUGUUCAUGUACAUGACAUUGAUGCUUAGAUUAGCUUGACAUGAAUUUUCUUCGUCCAAGUACACUAACCAGCAUGGCUGAUAUUUCACUGUAUAUUGCUUCAGAUUAAGUUCUUUGGAACAUAGUUCACAAGACAACGUUACAGGACACUUAAAUUUCCCCACUAGGUCAGGAGUGUUUGCUUUUUGUACUUCUUUGCAGCUGCCUUGGCAUCUGUGUCCAGCUUCGUGGCAAGAGUAGUAUUGUGUAAUUCUGAAGUUACUCUGCUGUACUUCCUCGACUUCCUCCAUUAUCAUUUGGCGCGUGCAAUAAACGUCCCUUUGCCCUAA